GCUCCAGCUGGCUUCUCUAACAAGGAGUCCGUCCAAAAGGAGGUGAAAGCUCCACUUUCCCAGAAAGCCACUCUGAGUUGUGAGGUUUCGGAUUCCAAAACGGAGGUAAAGUGGUACAAAGAUGGCAAGCUGCUCACUUCCAGCAAAGCAGUCCACAUGGAGUCAAAGGGCAAGACUCGUGAACUGGUGAUAGAAAAAAUGGAUAAGAAAGAUGCUGGAGAAUACACUUGUGAGGCCGGAACAGAGAAGCUGGCGUUUAAGCUGCAGUCGACAGAUGUAGCCGUCAAAUUCCAGAAGAAGCUGGUCAAGGACACAUGUGUUGUUCAAGCAAGUGAAAACGUUGUUUUAACCACUGAGCUGACUGCAGAGAGUGGUAAUGUGAAGUGGUUUAGAGAUGGUGUGGAAGUCAAGGAGAGCAGCAAGUAUGAAAUGAAAAAAGAUGGCCUGUCUCGUACGCUGAUAGUGAAGUCCACAGAAGCCAAAGACAGUGGAACGUACUCCUGUCAGACUGCUGAUGACAAACUGGAGUUCAAAGUUCAGGUUAAAGAUGCAGCUUUGAAGUUUGUUGUGCCUUUGAAACCUGCUACAGUGGAGCUGGGAGGUACACUUAGCCUGAUUUGUGAACUAAAUCAGCCCUCAGGGGACGUUGUCUGGCACCAUGAUGGUCGUGAGAUUAAACCUGGAGGCAGGUACUCCGUCAGAACAGAUGGUGCUAAGCGGGUUCUUACCGUGACUGGCAUGACUAAGGAAGAUGAAGGAGAAUACAGAUGUGAAUGCAAAAAUGACAAGACCUCUGCUAAAGUCACCUCUAAAGCACCGAGACAAGUGAGGCUGACCACUAAACUGAACAAUGUGGCAGCGAUGGAGGGAAAAGAUGCCAUUUUCAAGUGUGCCGUGAGCCCAGCAGAUGUCAAUGUUAAAUGGUUCCACAAUGAUAUUCCCAUCACUGCUGGGUCCAAGUACAAGCUAGAGCAUGGCGGCAGCAGUCACUCGCUUACCAUCAUUUCCGUCACUCAAAAAGAUGCAGGAGAAAUUAGUGUCGAUGCAGAAGGCAAAAGCUGCAAAGCUACCCUGCAAGUGCAACAUGAACCUGUGACGUUUAAGAAGAAGCUGGACAACCUGACGGUGGAGGAGCAGAGUGAGGCCAAACUGGAAGUGGAACUCAGUAAGGCGUCAGAUGAAGUCAGGUGGAUGAAGAACAGUGUCGUGCUGCAGCCGGCAGGAAACAUGGAGAUUCGAGUAAAUGGAGCCAAACAGGCUCUGGUCUUCAAGAGUGUGACUUACGCCGACCGUGGAAUCUACUCUUGUGAAACUCUGGAUGACAAGACCCAGGCCAAGCUCAGCGUGGAGAUGAAGAAGAUUCAAGUAAUAAAGGCUCUGACAGAAACCAAGGCACACGAAACAGAGACAGUGACUCUUGAAGUAGAGCUCAGUCAAGCUGAUGUUGAGGGCUCCUGGAGCAGAGAUGGGGCCAAGUUAAAGUCGGGGGCAAACUGCCGCAUCACAGCUCUGGGGAAGAAGCACGCCUUGACGUUGUCCAGUCUCAAGAAGGAGGAUGCGGGAACUAUUUCCUUCCAAGCAGAGGGAGUCCAUACUUCGGCCAAGCUGAUUAUUACAGAACCUCCUGCUAUGAUCUCCAAACCCAUCAUGGACAUCAGUGUCGCUGAGAAGGAGAAAGUUACCUUUGAGUGUGAAGUGUCCAGAACAAAUGCAGAUGUUAAAUGGUUCAAGGAUGACGUGGAACUGAAACCGGGGAAAAACUUUGGCAUUCAUUCCUUGGGUCGAAAGCGCUCUUUGGUCAUCAACAAAUGCACCCCUGAAGAUGGAGGCACUUACAUCUGUCGCACUCCGGAUGAUAACACCUCAGCCAAGCUCACGGUUCACGCCAGAGAAAUCAAGAUCGUUAAGAAGCUGGAGGAUGUGGAGGUGAUGGAGAAGGAGAGUGCCUCAUUUGUCUGUGAAGUCUCACACGAUGAAGUAGAGUGCCAGUGGUACAAAGGAAAUACCAAACUCAAAGUCAGUGACAACAUCAAGAUGAGACAGGAGGGCAGAACCUAUGUGCUGCUGUUUAAAUCGGUCACUCCAGAAGAUAUGGGUGAGAUUAAAUUUGCAGCUGAGAAAGCAUCUUCAACUGCGAAACUUAAAGUGAAAGAGCUGCCUGUCAAGUUUGUGAAGAAACUCAGGGAUAAGAUAGCGAUGUAUAAGCAUCGUGGUCAUCUCGAAUGCCAAGUGUCGCGGGCCAGUGCAAAGGUGAAGUGGUUCAAGAACAAGACGGAGAUCAGAGCCGGCAAGAAGUACGAGAUCAAAAGUGAAGAUGUGUACCGGAAGCUCACCAUCAAUGACGUGGACGAUGGGGACGAAGACACGUAUACGUGUGACGCCACCGAUGACAAGACGUCCUGUAAACUGCUCGUGGAAGAGCAGUCCAUCAGCAUUGUGCGGGAACUUAGUUCAGUAGAAGUGACAGAACCCUUUGCAGCUGUUUUUGAAGUUGAAAUCAGCAUGGAGCUGGUGAAACCUCCCAUAUGGACUCUGAGUGGAGUUGCUGUGCAGGAGGGUGCUGACGUUGAGAUGGAGAAAGAGGGCACUCUGCACCGCCUCACUUUCAAAAAGACCAAAGCAUCGAUGACGGGACCCGUGCAGUUUACAGCUGGGAAGAGCAAAUCUUUAGCUCAGCUCACAGUCAAAGAGCGUCCGCUUGAGAUCGCAGAGCCCAUCAAAGAUGUGAAGGCGAAGGAGAAAAGCUCAGCCAUACUCAGCUGCAAGUUCUCUGCCUCACCCAAAGAGGUUAACUGGUACAAGGGCCAGGCACCUCUGGCAGCAUCAGACAAGUAUAAUAUCAAGCAAGAUGCUACAAGGGCACAACUCACUAUCCAUAAGUUGACUGUGGAAGACACUGGAGAGUACCGCUGUCAGUCUGGACCUGCUGAGACCAAAGGCACACUUCAUGUUGAAGCACGCGAAAUUAAGAUCACCAAGCACCUGGCUGACACCGAGGUUGAUGAAGACAGCGAUGCAGUGUUCACCUGUGAGAUUAACUAUGCAGAUGAAGAGGUGCAGUGGCUUCUGAAUGACAAGGUGCUCUUCACUAACGAGGUCAACACCAUCACUCAUGAGGGGAAGACUCACAAGCUCACACUGAAGAACUUGGCACCUCAGGAUGGGGGAACCAUCAGCUUCCAAGUCCGCAAGCUGAAAGAGUCCGCCACGCUUAAGGUUAAAGAAAAGCGUGCUGUGUUCCUCAAGUCUCUGGAUGAUGUCAUUGGAGAAGAAAAGGGCAUGAUAACUCUGGCGUGUGAAGCGUCCAAGCCGAGGGUUUCCCCCACGUGGAGGAAAGAAGGUAAAGUCUUAAAAGCUGGACCAAAGUAUGAGCUCCUUCACACAGGCAAGUCUUUGGGACUGAUCAUCAAGGAUGUCACCAAAGACGAUGCUGGAGAGUACAGCUGUGAUCUUGGCACUGAGGUUUCUAAGUCAAAGGUCACUGUUAGAGAAAUUGGCAUUGGAAUCACUAAAUGGCUGAAAUCAGCUGAGGUGAACGAGGGAGAGACAUGCAGCUUUGAGUGCAUCCUGUCUCGUGAAAGCACAGACGACUGCUCCUGGACGGUUAAUGGUCAAGCUGUUACCAACGGAGGCCGCUUUAAGAUCUCCAGUAAAGGACGCAAGUACAUGCUGACUAUUCAGGAUGUCACCCCUGCGGACGCUGGUGAGGUGGUCUUCAACAUUAAAGACCUGAGCUCUAAAACAACACUAACAGUUGAAGGCAAAGCGUCGUCUGUAUCAAAAGCCCUGCAGAAUAUUUCUGCCGUUCAAGGGGAAGAUGCUGUGUUUACCUGUGAGGUGAUACAGGCUAGUUCCACUGUAAAGUGGGCCAAGGAGGGCAAAGCCAUCAAAAAGAGCCAGAAGUAUGAUAUCAGCCAGCAGGAUAAGGUGAUGAAGCUGAUCAUCCACAAUGUGUCUGCGCAAGACUCUGGAGAGUACAGUUGUGAAGUUAUUGGAGGUGCAACCACCAAAGCCAAGCUGGAAAUCAAGGAGCCAAUCCAUAAAUUCACCAAAGCGCUAAAGGACAGCCAAGCAGAUGAGAAUAGCUCUGUGACCCUGCAGUGUGAGACGGCACAGACCCCGUCCACGGUGAUAUGGCUUAAAGGUCACACAGAGCUCAAGCCUGGAGGUCGGUAUGAGAUGUCCCAGAAGGAGGGGGUCUUGACUCUCACCAUCAAACAGCUGGAGGAGAAAGACACGGACAUCUACACUUGUGAUGUGGGCACGGCCAAGAGCAUGGCCAAGGUGACCGUUAAAGCCCUGCCUGCCACUUUUAAUGAGACGCUCAAAAACCAGGACAAAAAGGAAGGGGAGACAGUGACGCUUCGCUGCAAGUCAUCAACGCCUGCAGCCAACAUUCAGUGGAAGAAAGGCUCUGAAAUUCUCACACCAGGAGAGAAGUAUGGCAUGACCCAGAAGGAGACCAUUUGUGAACUUCAGAUUAUGAAUUUGAAGGUUGAAGAUAGUGGAGAGUAUUCUUGUGUGUGUGGAGACCAGAAGACAUCUGCAACCCUGAAAGUCAAUGCUUUGCCACUGACCUUUAAGCAGAAGUUGGAGAACCAGGAGGCUGAGGAGGGA
Stegastes partitus (bicolor damselfish) is the source of this 4617-nucleotide messenger RNA. RefSeq names its product obscurin-like. The transcript is spliced from 20 exons. The record is from RefSeq and is a predicted model, not a curated record. The annotation marks the transcript as partial. Lineage: Eukaryota; Metazoa; Chordata; Actinopteri; Pomacentridae.